Molecule: messenger RNA, 658 nt
Organism: Nomia melanderi (Alkali bee)
Lineage: Eukaryota; Metazoa; Arthropoda; Insecta; Hymenoptera; Halictidae
Gene: CPR21
Product: cuticular protein 21
Cellular component (GO): chitin-based extracellular matrix
Molecular function (GO): structural constituent of chitin-based larval cuticle
Source: RefSeq, a predicted model, not a curated record
ACCUUGCAAGGUUUCGGCAGCAGUAUAUAAACCCGCUCGUUAGACUUGCUCUUUACAACGAGAAAACAUCUCUGGUCAUCAUGAACACUUUGGGUUGCGCCAUCUUUGCCCUCUUCGCGGUGUCGGCGAUCGCCGCUCCCGUAGAGAACACCACUCCCAUCGGCAUUGUCGCGUACACCGCGGACGGUCCGAACCCGGACGGCUCGUACGCCUUCAGCUACGAAACCGGCAACGGCAUCAAAGCUGAAGAACACGGGCAACCGAAGAAGGUGAACGAGACGAAUUCGGUGAUCGCUGUUCAAGGAUCGUAUAGCUACACUCUUAGCGACGGAUCCCCGUUAGCCUUGAGUUACGUCGCCGACGAGAAUGGCUUCCAGCCAAAGGGCGACCAUCUGCCUACGCCUCAUCCGAUCCCAGCUGGAAUCCUCAAAGCUUUGGAAUACAUUGCCUCGCAUCCCGAACAGAGCACAGCGAAGUUGGCAAAUUAGAAUAGUUUUCAUCGAUUAAUCGUCGAAAGCAACGAAUAAUUUACCUUUCGAAUUAGUGUUUAGUCGAAUCGACGAACGAACAAGUGUUUUACUCAGUGAAACGUGAACAAUAUCGUGAUCAAACAUCGCCGCUGCAAAUUAUAAUUCUGAAAGUAUAAACUCUAAUUGAC